Podospora pseudopauciseta is the source of this 2577-nucleotide messenger RNA. RefSeq lists its product as uncharacterized. Bases 574 to 2403 code for a protein of 609 amino acids. The transcript has 2 exons. The record is from RefSeq and is a predicted model, not a curated record. NCBI's taxonomy places the organism in Eukaryota, Fungi, Ascomycota, Sordariomycetes, Sordariales, Podosporaceae. Gene Ontology annotation, cellular component: SAS acetyltransferase complex. Gene Ontology annotation, molecular function: histone acetyltransferase activity.
GAUGGACCUUCUCCUUUUCUCAACAGUCGCCAGUGCGUCAGGUGCAUGCUCGGACGACACAAAUCACUGAACAGGAAGCUUGCCAUUGGCACUCUUAUCCAUUGUUUUGCCAAUGGAAUCGACUGACUGAAUGGGUAGAGUGAAGUGGGGCUGCGUUAGUCGCAUCUGCACUGCGCUGUGCUGUCGCAGUUGAGGGCGCUGUGAUGGCUGCGACAAUCCAAACCAUAGAUAGGGGUGGUUAACCUCUGGGACAAUAACCCAAAAUAAAACCGUAGCUGUAGAAAAAUAAAAGAAACAAUAUUGUGGCUUCAUUUUUGAAAAACACCAGUUGGUCGCACGCCCUCAGAAGCAGCCUUCUUUGCUAGGUAUUGUCCAGCCAGAACUGGAUUGAAACCACACCAUCAACCCCCAGGUCGACGAGUGGUCACAGCACAGCGAGCGGCCCCAAAACUCGCAGCAACGCUCUUCGGGUGCCAAGCGACCUUUUCAAUUCCCAACUUCAGUCAGCGACAGUUGCGACUUGAUAUCGGCAGCAGGAGCUUGUGCAGCGGACCAUGACAGACACGCUGCACAAUGGCCAUGACAUCCUCUGCGACCCGCUCCAAACGAGCCGAGGGUCUCCAUGCCACCAUCUCGCACCCCAAGUUGCUCUCCAGCAGCAGCGCUGACUAUCGCCGCCCUGUCGCGACCGCCAUGCCGAAGCAGAACAGCAAACAAUUCCCGCUCAGCCCGACUCGCGCCUAUGGAAAGCGACAUCUCGACCUCUCGUCUGGCAAUUGCGAUGCCGUCAUACCAAAGAAGGCCAGGAUUGCCGUAGAGAUCCCGGCGAGGCCCUCGUCGUACCACGCCCGAGUUGCGAAAGAAUCGGCCGACGCGCCACCAUUACCGCUGCCCACCAAACCCACUGUCGCGGCGGCGGCACCACCACCACCACAACCCCGAUCUGCGAUACCGACACGAGCCCCGCCGGCGCAACCCGCGACAGCAAACAAUGCCGAGAAACACCCUACUAGCCUCACAAAACAUCAGGAAAAGGUCGUCAAUGGGCUCAAGCAUGAGCUCAGCAGACUGCAGCCGAACACGGAGGACACAACGAGCACCACCCAAAGCCAGGGUCGCAAGUUGAGGUCACAAGAAGCUACUCGUUUCAAGAGUGAGCUCUCUGCUUAUUUCCCCGAGUACGAUGAGGUCAUUGGCAACGACCCGAAAAAAGAGUACUCGUUGAAUCUCGAGACUCCAGUCGCCGUAGUAUCCGAUACCGCACCUACCCCCUCUGCCUGGGCUUCCAAACCUCCAACCUUCCCAGUCGAGAGCUGGGGCGAUAAGUUGUACACCGACCUCCACGACUGCCAGCGAAUUGACUUUGCAUUCCUCGCAAAGCAAUCCAAGCCACUUGAUCCCUCACAGUACCAAGCAGACCCCUUGCCCGAUAGUUCUUACGAACCAAUCCAUAAAAAAGAAGAAAAGCAAGAGCGCUCGGUACGAAAUACCGAAAAGAUUCGUGCCCAACAUGAACGAGACCAAGUCAUCCGCCUCCUGGACGGCCUCCAAGGCCCAGACUGGCUCAGAAUCAUGGGUGUGAGCGGCAUCACCGAAUCCAAAAAGAAAACCUUCGAGCCUGCGAGAGAGUAUUUUGUCAAGGGUUGCGAAUCCAUCCUGGAUAAGUUCCGGCGAUGGACGGCGGAGGAGAAGAGAAGGAAGCGGGAGAAGGAAAGGAAAGCGAAAUACCUGGCCGACAGGGAGACUGCCACGAGUGAGGAGAAGGAUCUUGAGCCCUCUGCUCGGUCCAGCCGUGCCACGUCCACAAGUCAUGAGGAGAAGCAUACGAAGAAGAAGAGGAAGAGAGAAGUGGUGGUUCCGGAUAGUGAGGAUGAGGCUAUGGGUGAUGAUGAGCUGGAUGGUGAACCACCAGAUGAUGUUGAGGAGAGUGACGUUGAUGCUUCUGUCGCUAAACAGCUUCGAGAAGAGGCUCUUGCGGCGGCUGCUAAGAAGUCGUCUUUGAAGUCGAAGCCGCCACCGAAGAAACGGGUUCGUCCUUCGAAGCCACCACCGCCGCCACCACCACCACCACCACACCAAGCUAAGAAGGCACCGACGGUUGAGCCUUUUCCUGCCCCGCCACAGCAGGAGAGGGAGUUUACGUCUUUCUUUGCGAAGAAACAUCAGCGUGAUGCUGCUCUCAAUCCAAACCGUCGCCGAAUUAGUACCAGAAGGAACCCAGUUCUUGCUUGGGGCGUGGCCGUUCCCGAGGUUGCAGAGGCCGAUUUUAGUCUCUCGGAAGAGAUCAGGGAUGAGGUGAUGGGGUCGAGGAACAGUGCUCCUGCUGCUACGACUACCAACGAUGCUGCCGCCGCUGUUAAACCUACCAGGGGCCGUCCUGCGAGGGGGAAGAAGAAGCCUUAGUUGCCUCAUUUUUGUCGAAGCAGAGAGAUGAACAUCAUGCCCGUCAUCACACUUUGCAACAUUACCACAUUGUUCCUCGCCACAUGCUUACGCGAGUAUAUAUUUGUACAUUAUCAAACUACCAUCACCCCCGCAUUGAUAGGGGACUUGUAGUUAUUCAAAGGAUACAAAGGG